AUGCAAAAACUCAAUACGAUUAUGAACACAUUGGGGGAAAAUAAAAAGUAUGUAGACUAUUUAAUAAGGACGGAACAAUUUGAAUUAUUAGCACAUGAAGGGUUAAACGAGAAAAAUAUUUAUGAUAUAAUAAAUCAAAUAAAAGAAUUUGAGUUAAUGUAUCCUGAUGGUUUUAUUAAAUAUAUUGAAAAAGGAAGGGAAUUUUUAAAAAGGUCUCAAAUGAAUAUUAAUGAAUAUUAUAAUUAUAAAAUCGAGAAACCAGAUAAUUUAAUAAAAAUCAAGUUUCAUCUUACUAAUGAUAUAACAUUCAAAAAAGAGGAUAUAAAAAAUAAUUUUCUGAAUGUGGAUAAUAAAUUAUUAUAUAAUAAUUAUUAUAUAAACAAUAAUAUAUUAUAUCGUAAUAAAACUUUUAAUCCUAUUUUAAAGAAGAAUAAAAAAAAACACACUUCUUAUCAUCAUAGAGAAAUAUUAAAUAAUUCUCAUGGUGUAUCAUCAAAUGAAUCCACACCUGUAAAUAUAUUAAAAAAAAAAAAAGAAAAAUCUAAUAUGUAUAUUAAUAAACAAUAUCCUACAUAUGUCAAUGGGAUUAGACAAAUUAAUACCCAUAAAAAUGUAAAGGAUGGAAGUUAUAAUGAAGAUAAGAAAAUAAAAUAUUCCGAAAAAGGUAAUAUGUCUGAUUAUAAAUGUAGUUUAGGAAUAUUAAAUAAUAAUCAUCAAAGAUCAUACGAAGAAUCCAAUAUUUUUACUUUAGAACAAUUUCUUUAUUAUGAAAAAAUAGGAUUAGAUCAUAUAGAUAAAAUAUCGUUCAUUUUAUUAGCUGGAGGAUUAGGAGAACGUUUAAAACAUAAAGAUAUAAAAAUAAAACUAUUUACAAAUCUUAUAUCCGAACAAACUUAUAUUGAAUAUUAUUGUAAUUAUAUAAGAUCUUUUGAAAAAUAUAUAAAGAAAGAAAAAAAAAAAAAAAUGAAUAUCCCAUUUAUUAUUAUGCUAUCUGAUGAUACUUAUGAAAAAACCUUAUGCUUUUUUGAAGAGAAAAAUUAUUUUGGGUUAGAAAAAAAUCAAGUACAUUUUUUAAAACAGAAUAAAGUAUUUUGUUUUAAAAACAAUCAAGCGCAUUUAGAUUUUACAUACGAAAAAAAUACAUUCAUCAUUUCCAAAAAACCACAUGGUCACGGUGAUAUACAUUAUUUAAUAAACAAAUACAACAUUUUAGAUAAGUUAAUAAAAGAUGGAUACAAAUAUUUAUUUUUCUUCCAAGAUACAAAUGCUUUAGCAUUAAAGGUGUUAUUUGUUUGUUUAGGUGUAUCAAUCCAAAAACAGUUACAUAUGAAUUUUUUAGCUGUAUCUAGAAAACCUGGAGAAGAAAUCGGAGCUCUUUGUACUUUAAAUAAUAAUGAAAAAUCUAUGACAGUCAACUUAGAGUAUAAUAUAUUUGAUUCUUUAUUAUCAUCUAAUGAUAUAAAGGAAGUUAUACAGAAGGAUGGAUUUUCAUUAUACCCUGGGAAUACAAGUGCUAUCUUAUAUGAAAUAAAUAAGUAUAAUGAAAUAUUAAAAAAAACAAAUGGAAAUAUACCAGAAUAUAUUAACCCAAAGUAUAUGGAUAAUACGCGUAACCAUUUUAAAUGUCCGACUAGAAUAGAAAGUAUGAUGCAGGAUAUAGCAUUGUAUUUUUAUGAACACAAAAGGAAUAAAACAACCCAAGCAUCAACGGUAAUGCGAGAGAAUACACAAAUGGUCAUGCGAGAGAAUACACAAAUGGUCGUGGGUGACAAUACACAAAUGGUCAUGCGAGACAACACACAAAUGGUCAUGCGAGACAACACAUCAGUCGUAAUAUCAAAUAAUAGCAUAUGUAAUAAUAAAAAUGGAAAUAAUAUGGAUGAUAUAAAUUUAUAUGAUAUUACAAAUGUAGGAGUUACCGAAUUAGAUAGAUGCUUAUGCUUUUCACCUGUUAAAAAUAAUUCAAUAAAUGCAUACAAAAAAAUAUUAAAUAAUAUCCAUCCGGAAUGUAUGUUUAGCGCAGAAACCGAUUUAUAUUAUAGUAAUUGUAGGUUUAUACAACUAGCAUGUAUAUAUAAUAAAAAGAAAUUUAUACUAGAUGAAAUUCCAACGAAAACGUUUAAUGGUAUAUCAUAUUUUCUACCUCCUAAAAUUUUAAUAGAACCUGAAUUUUCUUUUACAUUAACACAUUUAAUAAAAAAAAUAAAAGGAAAUAUAACUAUAAAAAAUGGAG
Messenger RNA from Plasmodium reichenowi, 2233 nucleotides. Its product is annotated as UTP--glucose-1-phosphate uridylyltransferase, putative. The annotation marks the transcript as partial. Gene Ontology annotation, biological process: UDP-N-acetylglucosamine biosynthetic process. The record is from RefSeq and is a predicted model, not a curated record. Gene Ontology annotation, molecular function: UDP-N-acetylglucosamine diphosphorylase activity. The transcript has a single exon. Lineage: Eukaryota; Apicomplexa; Aconoidasida; Haemosporida; Plasmodiidae.